Messenger RNA from Tetrahymena thermophila SB210, 3120 nucleotides. RefSeq lists its product as hypothetical. Gene Ontology annotation, molecular function: transcription cis-regulatory region binding. The transcript has a single exon. The record is from RefSeq and is a predicted model, not a curated record. Gene Ontology annotation, cellular component: nucleus. Gene Ontology annotation, biological process: regulation of transcription by RNA polymerase II. Lineage: Eukaryota; Ciliophora; Oligohymenophorea; Hymenostomatida; Tetrahymenidae.
AUGGCUUUGUUAUUAAUUUCCUCUAGCUAUUUUUUAUAAAGGAAUUUUACAUCCAAAAAAACAAAAAACAACUUUUACCCCAAAAGCUAUUCAACACCAACCAAACCUAUCAAAAACAAUCAACUUAAAUUCAAUUAACGAAUCAAAUUAAUAUCGAAAAUGAGCCAAAUGAUCAUGCAAUCUAUGUCUAGUAUGUCAAUGAACAAUAUGAGCAAUAUGCUCGUUAAUUCCAUCCAAAAUCAAGCUAAGUCUUAACCUUAGCAAUUGAAUCAAUCUUGCAAUUCUUAAAGAAUUGAAAAUUCAAAUAUUAAUGAAAAUGCCAGCAUUUAUGCUGUAUCUUUUGAAGCACAAUCUUCCAAUCAAACUGAAAUUUACUCCGCAUCUGCCUGUCCUUCUAACGCAUCUGAAUCUAUGAUGUUAUGCUAACAACAAAGUGAAUUAUCAAAAAAAUUUGAAGAAAAAAAAUUAGAAUUAUGUUCAAAAAAAUUAACUUCUGAAUCUUCUAUUUUGUAAUAAGGAGAAUAAACUAAUAUUUCCACAAAUGAAUCUGGAGAACAAUCUUCUGAUUAAGAAGAAUUAUCUACAAAGAUUAAAUGCUAUGGAUAUUGUAGUAGUAGUAGCUGUCGAUACUAUAGCUUGAAGGAAAAUAAUCCAAACAAUAAUACCGAUAAUCGAAAUUGUAAUUGUAAUCCAGCUCUUGCCUGUGAUUACAAUUAUAACUAAAAGACUGCUUUUGACAAUAGCAAUAGUUCUUGCUUUUGUAAAGGCUCUUUUAGCGGGGGAUUUAGAGGGUUUAGAGGGUUUAGGCCUUCAUGUUGUUGCUGCUGCUGUAGGAAUAGAGGUGGCUUUGGCCUGACAAAUACUUAUUCUCUAUCCACAUCCUAUUCUUCUUCCUCUUCCUCCUCCUCUUCCUCUAACUCAAUCAUUCAAAACGAUGACCAUUUCUUUGAAUUUAACAAUUCUCAAAAUAUUACUAGGGAAGAAGCUAUUUAGCCUUUGUUAUAAGGAUCAAUCAGAUAGAUUUUAUCAGCUGGUCCUGUUGUAGGAUUAUACGAAAGAGAAAGUGAAGAAGAAUGGAAUAGCUUUGUAAAUAAGCUUUUAGCAUACUUUGGAGAACGUGCUGGUUCUCGAGCUAAAGCGACUGAGGAAAUUAAAUCAAUCAUGGAAUAACAUAAAACAGAAUUAACAGAUUUAUUAAAAGAUUUGGGAUUAUAAUAUGGCAAAUGCAACAUUAAAGAAAUAAUUGCUAAGACUGAAUCUUAUAUUCCUUGCGCUGCUAAGCGUGAGUUAGAUGCAGCUGAAUCUACUUUACGUAAGAAUACUUAGAAUGUCAAUGAAUUACGCAUCGAAGGAUCGAAGGUACGAUUGUCUAUUUUGCAAGGCUUGCAAAAGAGCGGAAAAUAUUAAAUUUCAGAUCUGGAAGAACGAAUUAGUAUGAUUAUUGAAGGACGAAUCGAGGAAUUAAAAAAACUUGAGAAGAAAAUUGAAGGAUUACGUCUAAAGAUGCUAUCUGAUGCAAAAUAUCUGCGCCUGCAACGACUUAAGACUCUGCUAAAGGAAUGUUUUGAAAUGUGGGAAGAAGCUGACAAGAACACAGGAAGAGAUAUUUAAAAUAAUGGAAAAAAAUUAGAAGAAUUAAUGACAAUGGAAGAGGGAAACAAAUAUAUAGAUAUAAUAAUAAAGCGUAUAGGAGGAGGUCGAACUACGGGCAAUGUUCAUGUUCACCGCAAUUUGUUAUGGGAAGGAGUCGACGGAGAGGUUGACAUUGCAAUUACUGAUGAUUAAGACAGAGAAGUAUUAGGAUUAGUUGAAAUUAAGUCUAGAUUGUAUGACAUUGCUGCUGCUUUCAGAUAAAGCGGUCCCUUAAGAUAAAAGAGCAAGAAGAGAUUAAUUAUACAAUCUAAACUUGUGGAUGUCCCGUUCGACGUACCGGUCUUUGUGGUUACCACUAUCCCGUCUUAUAGCUUCUCUUUAGAAUUUGAAUCUAAACUAAAAGACUCCUUAAAUAAAUAUUUCUCUAAUACUGAACCACAUUUAAUAGACUACAAUGAAGUCUACCGCAGCUUAAAGCCUAUUUACAGCAAUUUAAUUUCUCCUUUAUAAUGGUUUGAUUUAUAUGCUAGCAAAUACUUGAUUAUUAUUGAUUAAUCUUAAUAAGCUUAAUAACAAUAAUAAUAGUAAUAACGAUAAAGCAGCUAAUAACAAUGGCAUAAUCAUCAUCAUCAUCACCAUCAUUGCCAUCACAUUAACUCUAAUUCAAACGAAGCAGCUAAAUUAUAAAGAGUCAAUGUAUUAGAAAAUGAAUGCUGCUGUGAUGAACAUAAUAUGAGUUUAGAAACUGAUGACGACCAUCAUGAUGCUCGAGAUUAUUCCUUAUUACUUCGAGAUCAAGCAUUAUUAAGCUUAGAUUCAAAUCGAUUAUCUUCGCCAAUCUUAUCUUCGCAACCCUCCUCUGAUUAAAUGACAGACGAAGAAGAAGAAAAUGAUAAUGAUGAAUUUUACAAUCUUUAAAAUUUCAAAGACUUUGCAACAGCUCAAAAAUUGUAAAAUAUAAAGAUGUUCUCUUUAGUUUAAACAAACGAUGAAAAUUCUUGGAGCUGUUAGCCUUGGCCUUGGCAUUAGCCACAGCCUUAGCCUUAGCCUCAGCCUCAGCCACAAGAUUAAUAACUUAAAGCUAAUGGAGAUUUUAAUGAAUUUGGAUAAGACCUUUUGUUGUUAUAACAAUAAUAUCAGCAACAACAGCAACAGCAACAACGACAACAAGAAAUGAGCAAUGAACACAUAGUUAGUGGAAAAAAUGAAUAAGUUUCAGAUGACAAGUUGAACGCUUUUAAUGAAAAAGCUAAAUUAAGUAUCAAGCAAAUGAGUAAACUUAAAAAAAGUAAAGAGGAGCGAAAAAAAAAAGAGACAAAGCUUGAGUGUGAGGAAAAUGAAGAACGCCGAGAACAAAAGGAAGAACGUCGAGAACCUGUAAAGAAGAUUCAAAAAGUGGGAUAUGGUAAGGCCUAGCGCCUAAAUUUAAAAGGAUAGCAAAGUCAAGUUAGAGCCAAAAACUCUCCCACUCGACAACCGUAUGAUGAUCAAAUAAUAAAAAAUCCCCAAACUCAGAUACAAUACUGA